AUGGCGAACAUGCCACGGAAGAGGCCCCAUGAGGAUAGCCUACCUGAAGACCUGCAGAAGCUGGUCGCGCACCAGAUCGAGGCCAGCUUGUCGGGGCGCAACAAGUACAUCAUUUUGGCGCACCCAUCGAUGGAUCAUAUCAAGAAAGCAUUGAUCGAGCUGGAUCCGCUCUCUUACACUGAGGUGAAAGUGGAUUGGCGUGAGUUCGAAUCAGGAAUGCCCAACAUUUUCAUCGAGGAGGUCCACAAGCUUCUCCCUGCGCAUGUUUUGCUGCUUCUGAACAUGCGACGAAAGGAGAUCCUUUUGGAUCAGCUUUCGCUGCUUUAUGCCAUCCCACGUUAUGGCUGCAGAUCCCUCACUGUCCUUCUGCCUUUUUUUCCAACUGGAACCAUGGAGCGCGUGGAUCGAGAGGGCGAGGUGGCGACCGCUUCAACCUUGAGCCGAAUGAUCAGUGCUGUGCCCAUGACUCCUGGUGGGCCGGCACGUUUCUUGAUCUUCGACAUCCAUGCUCUUCAGAUUAGGUUUUAUUUCCAAGACAGCAUCCUGCCAGUCUUGCUUUCAGCUAUGCCACUGUUGCUCAAUCUUCUCAAGACACGUUAUGCUUCAGAGGAUGUCGCCGUGGCCUUCCCGGAUGAAGGCGCGAAGAAGCGCUUCGGAGGCUUCUUUGAAAAGGAGGGCUACCCAGUCCUAUUUUGCAGCAAGGUUCGAGAAGGAGACAAGCGAGUUGUGCGAGUUGCUGAAGGUGACCCUCAAGGGAAGCACGUCUUCAUCGUUGAUGACCUCUGCAACACAGGUGGCACAGUUUUGGCUUGUCGGUCAGAACUUGAGAAGCGAGGUGCGAAGAAGGUCUCUGUCUUUGUGACGCACGGCGUCUUUCCACAAGGAACAGCGUGGUUGGAUUAUGUUGGAUUGUCUUGGCAGAAAUUUGAGGGAGGUGGUUUCGACCGCAUUUUCAUCACGGACAGCAUUCCUGAGACCUGCAGCAUUUUCGAAGAGCGAAAGGUAUCUCAAGGUGAAAAGUCUCACUUCGAGGUCAUCAAUUUGGCUCCCGCUCUUCAUACUUAUUUGCAAGGACAGGUCAACUAUGAUGCCCGAGAAGCUUGGCGGAAGUGA
Molecule: messenger RNA, 1113 nt
Organism: Durusdinium trenchii
Lineage: Eukaryota; Dinophyceae; Suessiales; Symbiodiniaceae
Source: the annotation of a GenBank genome assembly